Messenger RNA from Sphenostylis stenocarpa, 294 nucleotides. Lineage: Eukaryota; Viridiplantae; Streptophyta; Magnoliopsida; Fabales; Fabaceae. The record is from the annotation of a GenBank genome assembly.
AUGUCUGAGUAUUCUAACAAGAAGACUCGUGGUGCCUUCGUUGCUGCAGUGUUUGCCAUGCAGGGUUUUGGCAUUUUGGCAGGUGAUAUAUUUGCAAUUAUAAUUUCAACUGCAUUAAAAAACAGGUUUGAUGCACCACCAUAUGAGGUUGAUCCGGUUGGCUCAACAGUCCCGAAACGUGACUACAUUUUAGAGAGAAUUUUUGAAGCCCAAAUCUAUGUAUAUGGGCCUAUUGCUCUUAAGGCCUUCUAUCUUCCAUGGGCAAUGCUUGCUUUGGAUGUCAUUUAUGGCUAA